AUGGCCGAGACCGAGACGCCGGUGCUUUGGUGCGUGGACGAGCUCAACGUGGCCACGCGUCGCGGCCGCAUCGUGCGCAAAGUACGGGAGCGCUAUCUCCGCGACGAUCUGAGCUGCUCGCUGCCGAGCUGCUCGUUGUGCAGCACCGAUGACGACGUGACAGCGGCCACGCACGUGCUGGGCACCAUGAAGACGGUGCUGGGCGACCGUCCACGAGACGGGUCGUAUCUAUUGCCAUCGAUGAAGACGGUGUUGCUUCAGAUGGACGUGUUGGAGUUUUCGUGCAAGAAAAGGACGCACGCGGACACGCGCGAAGUCUUUGCCGAUGUUUUGAUAUUAGAGACCGUGUGGGAGUUUGUCAAGCGACAGGAUCUGGGCGUCUACAAUCGUCUUCGCGCGCUGCUGCUGAACGCUGAUCGGCGGUUUGUCGUGUUUGCUAACGAGCACCAUCAGUCGUGUUUUGUCCAGAAGCAACAGAUGCUGCCUCAAGGGUACAGGGAAGACGAAGAGAUAAUGGGCACGUUCGAGACGGAAGACAAGCGAAAUGAACGCGCUGUAGCUACUGCUUGGACGUGGUAUGCCAAGCAUCUGAAGGAGCUCGAGCGGAGCCACAAGGUUCGAGUUCAGUUUUUGGCCAAUGACGCCGAGGACUUGAAAAGUGCUGAACACUACGGCGUCACGGGAGGAAUGACGAUAGCAGAGUUUCUGAAGCCUGUAGCCAGCGAAUUUCCCGAACUAGUUGAUUUGCUCUCGGCUUCAGUAGCGGCAGCAGAAGACAAACAGCUGACAGCUGAAGGAGUGAGCAGCACAAGAGGACGGGAGUGCAAGAAGAGAUUGUAUCCCGAGCAUAUACCAACGGCCGACGUGCUUGCCGGGAUCACAAAUAAGAGAUUUUUCAAGGGCACAAUUCGAUGCAAUCGCGACUUUUGGCUGGAGUGUCAUGUGCUGAUUUGUGGAGAGAAUGGGGUGAAGAUGCCAGUGUUGGUGCAAGGUCGGGAACAUAUCAACCGAGCGAUUGAUGGAGAUGUAGUUGCCAUAGAGCUGUUGCCGAAAGAGCAGUGGAAAGCUGCUUCGAAUUCUUUUGCGGAGAAUAACACAGUUGACGCGGCAGAUGACGAAGAUGUCGAUGAUGACAAAGGAGACGAGCAACCUCCAGUUAUUGGUGUUGCUGAACCUACUAUUUCGCCAGAACAGCUGCCACUAGUGCAGAACGACGCUGCACAUAAUGUGAAGCCUACCGGACGCGUUGUGAGCAUCAUUCAACGCAACUGGCGCAAGUAUUGCGGAUCGCUGGAGCCGCCACGGGAUGGGACGACAUUGAGUGUAUCUGGAAGCUGCCUGGUAGUGCCAGUGGAUCGGAAAGUACCAAAAAUUAUGAUUCGCACACGGCAGCAAGAAGCGCUCAUGGACAAACGGCUUCUAGUAGCAAUAGACUCGUGGCCCUCGGAUAGCAAAUUUCCUUUGGGUCACUAUGUGCGCACGUUAGGUGUCAUUGGUGACAAGGAGACCGAAACGAACGUGCUGCUUAUUGAGCAUGACAUCCCGUGCGACCAGUUUAGUGACGAGGUAAUGCGCUGCCUCCCGCCGGAAGACUGGAAAAUUACACCCGAUAACUCUAGUGGACGUCGUGACUUACGUGACCUGCCAGUCAUGACCCCCCUUGAUGAAGAGGCUGCUGACCGUGGAACAUCGACGUAUCUUGUUGACCGUCGUCUCGACAUGCUUCCUGGACUGCUGACGACCAAGCUUUGCUCGCUCACAUGUACGGAAGAUCACUUUGCCUUCAGCAUCCUGUGGGAGAUGAAGCUUGUGGGUAGUAAGGAAGUGCAGAUCAUCGACGUGUCGUUUUGCAAAAGCCUUAUACGCUCGGUAGCUUCACUGUCGUACCAACAGGCGCAAGAGUUAUUGGACGAUCCCGGCGCUGGUCGUGUGUUUGGGCAGGGCGGAAACUUGACGACGAAGAAAAGUGUCGGAAGUGAGAAAGAGUCCGAGCGUCGACAGGUGCUGGGAAGUGGCAUCAAGACACUGAAUGCAAUUGCAGCACGCUUGCGCGCUAAGCGAAUCGAGGCCGGAGCUUUGACGUUGGCCUCGCCUGAAGUGCGCUUUGUACUUGAUACGGAUACGCAAAAUCCGCUAGACGUGCAAAUGUACACCCUUCGUGAUACGAAUGCUCUUGUGGAAGAGUUCAUGCUUCUAGCCAACAUUACUGUGGCCAAGAAGAUUGUGCGUCAUUUUCCGACCUCCUCAAUGCUACGGCGGCAUCCUGCACCUUCUAAACGCCAGUUUGAUCUACUGUGCAGCCAGGCGAAAGCUAUUGGUGUUGAGCUGCACGUGGAUACGUCCAAGCAGCUCCAAGAUUCGUUGGACACCGCUGACUUGCUUGUCGAGAAUGGAGAAGGUGGUACGCAUGGCAAGCGAAAGCAUCGCAAUAAGUCCAAUCCAUACUUUAACAAGUUGUUGCGCAUAAUGACCACGCGCUGUAUGAUGCCGGCUAGCUAUUUCAGCUCAGGUGAAGUGGCGCCUCCAGAGUACCACCACUACGGUUUGGCAGCUCCAAUUUAUACGCACUUCACUUCACCUAUUCGACGAUACGCUGAUGUAGUUGUCCACCGCUUGUUGGCUGCUGCCAUCGGUGUUGCACCGCUGCCAAGCUACCUCGAAAAUAAGUCUCACCUGCAUGAGAUCAGUGACCAGCUCAACCGGCGCCACCACGCAGCUCAGCUCGCUGGUAGAGCCUCGGUGACUCUACACACGGUGUUGUAUUUCCAGCAGUAUCCGACACGUACCGAUGCCGUCAUCACGAAGGUCAAGAGCAAUGGCGUGGGGGUGAUGUUGCCCAGUUUCGGAGAACAGCCGCACGCUGCAGGUCUUCGACCGCGUGCGCGUCAAGAAGUGUACGUUGCUCUGGGCUUUGGCAAUCGCCAGGAAGUCAAAAUGGACUUGUUGGACGAAGAUGAUGGAUUGGACGACGAAGCAGAGGGCAAGUCCCAAGAGGAAGCAAAAGCUGCAGUUUUCAAGAAGCGUAAGGCAGCCGCGUAA
Messenger RNA from Hyaloperonospora brassicae, 3039 nucleotides. The record is from the annotation of a GenBank genome assembly. Lineage: Eukaryota; Oomycota; Peronosporomycetes; Peronosporales; Peronosporaceae.